Messenger RNA from Diversispora eburnea, 549 nucleotides. NCBI's taxonomy places the organism in Eukaryota, Fungi, Glomeromycota, Glomeromycetes, Diversisporales, Diversisporaceae. The record is from the annotation of a GenBank genome assembly.
AUGUCAUCAAAGAGAACUAAAGGAGUAACCGUAGUUUACCCUAUAGUUUAUGGAAAUGUUGCAAAUGUCCUACCACAAAAAAAAAUUCCAGAUUCGGAUCACACACAUAGAUGGACUGUUUCAGUGAAAGGACUUAAUGGAGCAGAUAUAAGUCAUUUUGUAAAAAAAGUUACUUUUAAAUUACAUGAAACUUAUUCAAAUCCGGUAAGAGUAGUUGAACAACAACCGUUUGAGAUCACGGAAACUGGUUGGGGAGAAUUUGAACUUUCGAUAAAACUUCAAUUUGUUGAACCUAGUGAAAAACAUGUAACAUUAUAUCAUAAUCUUCGUCUUCACCCUUAUGAAGAGGAUGGAUCAAUUUCAACUGUAAACAAAAAUAAACCAGUUCAAAGUUUUCAAUAUGAUGAAUUAGUAUUCACUGAUCCAUCAGAAGCAUUAUAUCAAAUUUUGAUGCAACAUCCAAUACCGACUCUUCCACUUAGAACUUCACCAAAUAUGCAAUACAAACAGGAUGAACUUCGUAAAAUUGACGAAGCUUCCAAAAAGUAA